Cynoglossus semilaevis (tongue sole) is the source of this 4046-nucleotide messenger RNA. It is a transcript of the gene tcerg1b, whose product is annotated as transcription elongation regulator 1b (CA150). The record is from RefSeq and is a predicted model, not a curated record. Gene Ontology annotation, cellular component: nucleus. Gene Ontology annotation, molecular function: RNA polymerase binding; transcription coregulator activity. The transcript has 22 exons. Lineage: Eukaryota; Metazoa; Chordata; Actinopteri; Pleuronectiformes; Cynoglossidae. The coding region runs from base 198 to 3272 and encodes 1024 amino acids.
AAAGGCGUAUCCAGGAAGAGAGCCGUUACACUUUCCUGUAAUGGCGGACCAGGCAGAGAGCGAGUCUAUCGGAUACGGUGAUAACAGUUUGAACUUCAUCAGGACAUGCCUAAAUGCAAAGUUGCUGCCUUCUGAUCGGCUGAGUAGAUUUUUGUCUUAACAAGCAGUUGAACAGGAGUACCUAAUAUAAUGGCUGAAUGGUGCAACAGGCAGUGCGCUUCCGCAGCCCUGCCCCUGGUCCCAUACCUGGUUCAGCACCUGGUCCUGUGCCGGGCCCUACACCUCCGCCCGUCCAGACUCCAGUGUUACGAGGACCUCCACCUCUCCUUAGGCCGCCACCGCCUCCCUUUGGGAUGAUGAGGGGACCUCCACCUCGACCUCCUUAUGCACGUCCUCCCUUUGACCCCAACAUGCCGCCCAUUCCCCCUCCUGGAGGCAUGCCACCACCUAUUGGACCUCCUCACUUACAGAGACCCCCAUUCCUUCCCCCUCCCAUUAGCAACAUGCCACCGCCUCCAGGGAUGCUGUUUCCUCCUGGUAUGCCUCCUGCUCCUACUACAGGAUCCCCUGCCCUUAACCCUGCUGAGGAGAUCUGGGUGGAGAACAAGGCGUCAGAAGGAAAGGCUUAUUACUACAACGCAAGGACCCGGGAGUCAUCGUGGUCGAAACCAGAGGGUGUGAAAAUCAUCCAGCAGUCUGAGCUCAACCCACUCCUCGUCGGAGCCACAGGAAACCCUGGGGCUGGAGCGAGUGGGGGAGUUUCCGCAGCUGCUUGCAGCCCCAGUUCUGUCAACACUACAGUUAGCACAGCAGUGACGGCGGUAGCCUCUCCGACUCACGGCCCAAACACAACCCCCUCCCGUGCCCUCACCGCCAGUCCAGACUCUACCACCUCCCCGCCACCUGCUGUGACCAUCACAGCCUCUGUUGUAGCAGACCUCCCCACAGUGGCCACAGUGACCUCCACUGUAACUGUAUCUCCGGUCACCGUGGUGACCGUUUCCACAGUGCCGUCACCUGUGACAGCAGUGCAGACCUUGCCGCUGCUGCCUGCAGCCCUGCCUCACAGUGUGGCCCAGCCCACCACAGCCAUACCUGCCUUCCCCCCUGUCAUGGUGCCGCCCUUCAGGGUACCCUUGCCAGGCAUGCACAUCCCUCUACCAGGUGUAGCAAUGAUGCAGAUAGUAGGUGCGCCGUGCGUAAAGGCGGGCCCCAGCGCCAACGGUAUGCUUCCUGGUAUGGGCCCUCCUUUAGUUUCCAUGAUGCAUCCUCAGUUGGCUCUGUCCGCCGCUCCUGCUUCCAUGGCCGGAUCGUUGCACCUUCCUGAGUGGACCGAAUACAAAACAGCCGACGGGAAAACCUACUACUACAACAACCGCACACUGGAGUCCACCUGGGAGAAACCACAUUCCCUAUUGGAGAAAGAAAAAGAGGCAGAAAAGGUAAAGGAGCGAUUGGCCCAGGAGGAAGCUGAGGCGAUGGAACUGGAGGCUGAAGAGCUGAGACUGGAGGGGAUUAACGACAAGGAGGAGCCCAAAGAGGAGGAGAUGACAGAGGAAGAAAAAGCAGCUCAGAAAGCCCGACCUAUAGCCACCAAUCCCAUCCCAGGAACUCCAUGGUGUGUAGUGUGGACGGGCGAUGAUCGGGUCUUUUUCUACAACCCCACAACACGGAUGUCCAUGUGGGACAGACCUGAAGAGCUGGUGGGUCGAGCCGAUGUUGACAAGCACAUUCAGGAGCCGCCUCACAAGAGGGGCCUGGAGGAAAACAAGAAGACGGCAGUGAGUAAGGACGAUGCAGAAUUGGCGAUGGCCACUGAUGAUAUUCCAGAGGAAGAGCCGUCUAAAGCCAAAAAGAGGAAAAAGGAGGAUGUGAAAGAGACGGACACCGAGAAGGAAGCGGCGAUGGAGGCCGAGCUCAAAGCAGCCAGAGAGAGAGCUGUGGUGCCACUGGAAGCCAGGAUGACUCAGUUCAAAGACAUGCUGCUGGAAAGAGGGGUGUCUGCUUUCUCCACGUGGGACAAAGAGCUUCACAAGAUCGUCUUUGACCCACGGUACCUCCUGCUCAACCCCAAAGAGAGAAAACAGGUCUUUGAUCAGUAUGUGAAGACGCGUGCAGAGGAGGAGAGAAAGGAGAAGAAGAACAAGCUGAUGCAGGCUAAAGACGACUUCAGGAGGAUGAUGGAGGAGUCAAAGCUCACAGCCAGAACAACUUUUAGUGAAUUCGCAAUGAGGCACGGACGAGACCCUCGAUUUAAGUCCAUAGACAAGAUGAAGGACAGGGAGGCCAUCUACAUAGAAUUCAUCACUGCAAUGAAGAAGAGGGACAAAGAAGACACCAAGUCCAGAGGCGAGAAGGUGAAGCAGGACUUUUUUGAUCUCCUAACCGAGCAGCACAUAGAGACGGGCCAACGAUGGAGCAAAGUCAAAGAGAGGCUGGAGACCGACCCCCGGUACAAGUCUGUGGACAGUUCUGCACUCAGAGAGGAGCUUUUCAAACAGUACAUGGAAAAACUAGCAAAGAACGUGGACAUCGACAAAGAGCGAGAGUUGGAGCGUCAGGCUCGGAUCGAGGCCAGUCUCCGAGAGCGAGAGCGCGAGGUGCAGAAGGCCCGGUCGGAACAGACCAAAGAGAUCGACCGCGAGAGAGAGCAGCACAAGAGGGAGGAGGCCAUUCAGCAUUUCAAAGCUCUCAUGUCGGACAUGGUCCGUUCUUCAGAUGCAACGUGGUCCGACACGCGCCGUAACCUGAGGAAGGACCACCGCUGGGAGUCGGCGUCGUUGCUGGAGAGAGAGGAGAAGGAGAAGCUGUUCAAUGAACACGUGGAAGCUCUGGCCAAGAAGAAGAAAGAACAGUUCAGACAACUGCUGGAUGAGACUAGCACGAUCACUUUGACAACAACCUGGAAGGAAGUGAAAAAGGUGAUCAAGGAGGACCCUCGCUGUAUAAAGUUCUCCUCCAGUGACAGAAAGAGACAGCGGGAGUUUGAAGACUACAUUAAAGACAAGUACAUCAUAGCCAAAGCUGACUUCAGAACCCUGCUGAAGGAGACAAAGUUCAUCACCUACAGGUCAAGGAAACUCAUCCAGGAGUCGGAGCAGCACCUGAAGGAUGUGGAGAAAAUCCUCCAGAACGACAAGCGUUACCUGGUCCUGGAGUGCGUCCCCGACGAGCGGAGAAAACUCAUCAUGUUUUACAUCGACGACCUGGACCGCAGAGGGCCGCCACCUCCCCCCACCGCCUCCGAACCCACCAGACGAUCCACCAAGUGACCGGUCAGCAUCAGCGUCUCGACUGGUGUCCCAAUCCAACUGACCUACCCUCUGGCCGGAGCAUGACCUCACCCCCAGCAUCGUCUGAACCCCUCCCACCAGGACCACGGCUGGCUUUGCAGAAUUAUUGCUGGGGGUUAUGUUAUUAGAGAUGUAGCAUGGAGAUGAACAGUAAAGGUCUCUGUGUUAUGUCAUCCAUUAGCCCUGAAAUAGCCCUGCCCUUUAAGGCAAACGCAGGGAACAGAUGUCAUCUGAUCCUAAGGUGACCGUUGCCCUGCCCCUCACCUCUGACCUCUGACACUGGAGGAAGUGAGGGAAACUGAUGAGGCUGCCGCCUGAGCAGCCACAGAGGUGUAAGAUAACUGAUGUAAAUGAAGACGUGUGUGUGUGUGUGUGUGUGUGUAAUGGUGUGUUUGCGCGAAUGUGUGCAUGUGUCGGAGGCGUCCCGGAGCCUUUACUGCUCCACUGUGCCAUUUAUUUGUUCCAGUGGCUCAGUUUGAAUGUUCGUUUCUGCCCAGUGGUUUACUCUGAUGUUGCAACAUUUUCUUUGUUGGAUGAAAUAAAGGCAACUUCCACUGUUUUUUUCAACUCCUUAUCCUGUUUAUUCUGUUCUGAAGUUUUAUUAACAUUGUCAUUGUAGUAAUGUCCCAGUUAUAUGGAGGAAAAUGUCCCAGGAACAAAUACAUGUUAGUCUGCAGGGAUUUGGGUUUUUAUGUAUAAAAAGGUCUGAAGUAUGUUGAUUAUAUUAAAAAAAAUUAAAAAUCUAAAACAAAA